GCUUUCGGUUCGGUUCCACAGUUCAGUAUCAACGCAGACACGCGAAGAAGUGGAAGUACGCGCGCGUUCCAUCCCCGCAGCAAAAACGUCGUCGUGCGCGCUUCAUCGUGUGGUUUUAUUUGAAAAUCCCAAAAAAAAAAACGUACCUCUCGAACCUGCCUACCAAACCAACACCACCCGUGCCACCCCCUUUAUACCGGUGUAAACUAAUCGAAAAGUCGCGAAUAUUUUUUUUAUGUAUGAGCCUAGCUACGACCCGCAUGCGGUUUCUUCUUCUUUUGGGCAGCGCGUCGUCGUCGUCGUGGCAGUUGUUGUUAGAUUGUUGAUUGUUGCACUGGUUUUGCUGUCGUCGUUGUUGUUGUUAUUGUUGAUGGUGGUUUGAAGAGUUGCGAAUUGCGCGCGCGGAAUUCGCGCAACGUGUUCUACGAGCACCGCGGGUUUCCGAGAAAAAGAAGCCCGAACAUUCGGCGCAAGUUUGGUGGCGAAGAGUCGCCUUGCAGCCCCCCGCCAAAGGCUGUGAUGUGAGUUUCGCGCUACGCUGCUUAUUUUUUGUGCUGCUCCUGCUGCUGUUGGUGGUGUCCAGCCAGUGGCCAACGCGAAUUCCUGGCCUCGGCUUGCUUGGUAGCCGAACCACGAAGUCGCCUGACUUCACAGAGCGCACGGAGCAGAGCGGAGUCUUCGGUGUUCACAUUUCACCCAACGUCUUCGAAGUUGUGGCGCUGCGCCACAUAGUCGAAAAGUGAGGCGGUGGAGAAGAGAAAUACUGCGCUGUGAACCGCUGCUGCUAUCUUCAGAUAUCAUCGCCGCAGCGAAAGAGGGCGCGACUCCCGCGAGCUAGCAGUAUAAGAAGAAACGUCAGAUGCCAAAAUUUGUUGUUUAGUGUUUAUUGAUUGCGCGCAUAUUUUUGGGUCACACACCCGAGUGCAUCGUAUGUGUAUGAGUUAAGCGCGAGUUCUUUUUUGUUGGGUGCAAUAUUUAGAAAUAUAUUUAAUUGUUGACAGUCGUGCGCACGAGUGUAAAAUCGAAAGCGAAAGCGAAUUGUGUGCAUCAGCACCAGUAGUAGCGCGCGCGCCGUAUUGUGUCAUCCCCGUGACGAAAAGCGGCGCCGAUAUAGUUUCGUCUCUAACCGCGAGAAAUCCCAACCAGCCAGCGUUGCUGCAGUCGCCGUCAUCGUCACCUAGAUUACAUUCAUCGAACGCCACCCCGUAUUCAACAGCCUAGCAGACGAAUCAACCAACCAACCAACGGUCAAAAGAGUAACAAGGGAGAUAGUGUCCGUCAAGAUUCGGGCACAAUGAAGCAGAUCAAUCUGGAGGACACUCCGCUAACGAUGGCGAUAAUCGUGCGCCGUCGGGCGGAAGCCAUCAAGCACAACAGCGAGUGCGAAACGGACGACCAGAGACACAAUCAAACGUUUCCGCCACUCGGUACGGGUACCAUCGCGGCAUCGGACUCGGGCGUGUUCAUGUCUACCUCGGAUAUCGACCGGACGCACAGUGCCAGCACCAGCACGCAGCACUUGAGUGCCGUCGAAGAGUACACGGAAGGUCAAACGGCACCGACCAAGUCCAGUUACGUCAUCGGCGAACAGGACGAAGAUGAAGAAGAAGAAGACGAAUGCCAAGGCGUCGAAGAGGGGGAGGAGGAAGAGGAUGAAGACGCCAUCGAACUGGAUCAAUCACACGAGAGCAAGACUGAUAGUAAACUGAGCAAACGAGCUUGCCAGAGUCUACCGGACGUGAACAGUCCUCGGCCAAACGCUUUGAAAGCUAAAGGAACCACCUGUGAUAGUAGUAGUGAUAUACACGUAGCACCUAAGAAGGAUGAGAUUGAGCUGCGGGCCCCGUCGGAUGUGGCCAAGCCCUGCGAUACGGGGGGCCUGGGCAUCGGCAAGCAAGCGACGGCACCGGUAGCGUCGGGCCCGGCGCCGGCGGCCGCAGUCCAGCGGAAGACCAUCGAUCCCAGCCUGCUGCAGGCGUUCUCCAUCGAUCCGAAGCUGAUCAACAAGUUCGACGGGCUGGAGCACACGCUGUACUACAUCGACGAGAACGGCAGCCCGAAGCUGCGGGAAAAGUACUCCGUGCAGCAGCAGAUUGCGGCCGAGAAGAAGCGCCGCAAGAAGGCGAAGAAGCUGGAGAAGUACGGCCCGGACGGCGAGGACGAGUCGGCCCAGUGUACCUGCUUUAGCUUUAGUAGGCUGUCGAAGAAGUUCCGGGAUAUGUGUAAAGAUGGUUCAAAAGUGACAACGGUUGUGGCAACAGCCGGCCAGGGACCAGACAGACCACAGGAAGUAUCAUACACAGAUACCAAGGUGAUCGGCAAUGGAAGCUUCGGCGUCGUCUUCCAGGCGACGCUCUGUGAUACGGGCGAGCUAGUCGCAAUCAAGAAGGUGUUACAGGACAAAAGAUUUAAGAACCGCGAACUACAGAUUAUGCGACGGCUAGAACACUGUAAUAUUGUUAAACUAAAAUAUUUCUUUUACUCCAGCGGCGAUAAGCGUGAAGUCCCCUUCGACAUGGGCAUUUUUGGCAGUGCUCUUCAAUCGCAGAAAGACGAAGUUUAUCUCAACCUAGUGCUCGAAUAUAUUCCAGAAACCGUAUACAAAGUGGCCCGUUAUUAUGCUAAAAACAAACAAACGAUACCAAUCAAUUUUAUCAGGCUCUAUAUGUACCAGCUGUUCCGGAGUCUCGCCUACAUCCACUCGCUCGGUAUCUGCCAUCGUGACAUCAAGCCCCAGAACCUGCUGCUGGAUCCGGAGACGGCCGUACUCAAGCUGUGCGACUUUGGCAGCGCCAAACAGCUGCUGCACGGAGAGCCGAACGUGUCGUACAUCUGCUCGCGAUACUACCGGGCACCGGAGUUGAUAUUUGGUGCCAUAAACUAUACCACAAAGAUAGACGUCUGGAGUGCGGGAUGCGUUCUGGCCGAACUGCUCCUUGGACAGCCCAUCUUCCCCGGCGAUUCAGGCGUCGACCAGCUGGUAGAAAUCAUCAAAGUGCUCGGCACACCGACCCGGGAACAGAUCAAGGAAAUGAACCCCAACUACACGGAAUUCAAGUUCCCCCAGAUCAAGAGUCAUCCAUGGCAGAAGGUAUUCCGAGCACGCACCCCACCAGAUGCGAUCGCACUUGUAUCCCGGUUGCUAGAGUACACCCCGGGAUCGAGAAUAACACCGAUCCAGGCAUGCGCGCAUCCCUUCUUCAACGAGCUACGGGAGGGCAACAGGACACUACCGAACGGCCGCGAGUUUCCGCCACUGUUCAACUUCACAGAGCAAGAGCUAGCAAUUCAACCAAACCUAAACCUGAUACUGAGGCCCCGGAACCCGAACGACGCGAAAGCCGGCCAAUCGUCCAGCUCGACGGACGGCGGCAACAGUGGCAGCGGUGGCAACGGUGCCGGAGCCAACAGCAGCACAGGUUCCGUCAGCGGUAGCAACAAUAACAACAACAGCGGCCCAGGCAACGGUGGCAGUAGCAAUAGUGGCGCCGCGCCCGACAGCACCCAGGUGCAGGGCGGCGGCGCCAGCGGUAGCAACCAGGGGGUGGGAGCUGGGGCGCAAUCCGUCGGCGGUGCGGAGGAUAUUACGUCAUCACAGUCCGUACCCGGCGUCGACAGUAGUUCCAGUCAAGGAGCUAUAGCGUCAGCGGCAACUUCUACGAUGGGUUAGCUUUAAUUCUUACACAUUAAAAUAUUAUAUUAUAUAUUUUUUUAAUUUUAAAAUUAUUAAUUUAAUGCGAGGAUGGAAAUAAAAAAAGAAAACAAAAGAAACCAAGCAAAGGAUGAAAAACGAGGCAAAAUUGUGAAACAAAAGUUAAUAAAAUUACUAGCAAGGUAAAAACAAAAUUCAGCAAAACCCAGAAUUACAUAUUAAUAAACACAUAGACGAAUUAUUGAAUAUUGAAAAACUACCACACACAGAGGAAAGGAAUACCAACACUACUAAUCGUGCAGCACCUCGUGCAUAGCCGGAAUACGCGCGAGGUACUAACCAAGUAAAUUGCAAAUUUACACCUUCAACGAGAAAAAGAUAAAUUCAGAGAGUAAUAACUAUUUCAAAUCAAUAUUAUUCUUACUAAAAAGAAAAAUUUAACACACACACAUACACUCUCACACACACCAAACUACUAGAGGAUCAAAAGUCAGUCAGUCACCGUAAGCAAAAAAAAAGAAAUUACACAGACUUAUACGUUCUGGAUGAAAAUAGUAGUUUCAAUUCGCUAGUUAUAGUUAUUAAAAAGGAGCAAGUUUAGUUUUUCGUUCUCUUGUGACUGUUGUGCAAACUAAAAGAAGAAAAAAAGGAAAAAUAUUAAUUAUAAUCGUAAGCCGACAAAAAUAUACCCACAGAGAACUGUCUAUCAUACACACGGAUACACGGAACCCGUUGCAUGUGAGCUACAAAAUACGAGUCCGCGGCUGCACCAGCAGUCUUCGAUUGACGAAGGCUGAGCGGCCGCCACGGUAAAUCGCUUUUCUUUGUUAUUGCUUUCGGUUAGUCCCCUUUUUUAAUCGGUUUUUUCGUUUGUUUAUCUGUUUCUUUUUCUGUGUCGUUUUAACCCCCGCAAAGGAGGGAUUAUACCCCCGAGAGGUUGUUCCCCCGAGGGGUUUCCGUGCCGGGCUGCCGGCUGGAGAAUCCAGUUUCUUCUUUUACUUAGGUCAACUUUGAGGAAAGUGGGAAGUGUAUAAUGUUACAUAUAACUAAAUGAAGUAAAGUAAACAGAGAAUCAAAGUGUUAUGCCCCCGAAACUAUAUGCAUGAAGCAAAACAUAUGCGUUAGAAAUUGUGCGCGAAGCGCGUGCGAUUUUUUAAGAAAAGUGAAAAUUGUGUACGUGCAUCGAUUUCUAUUAUUUCAUUAAAUAAAUAACAAAACGAGAAAAAAAAUGAUGAAAGCGAGGCGAGCGUUGUACGUAUAUAUCUUGUGUAGUAGUGUGAAAAAUUUGUUUAUAUUACUAUUAACGAAGUAAAGGAACAUUAGCUACUAGAACACACUCAGUAGAAAAUGGAAGGAAAAUACACAAGUACCACUAAAUAAUUACAAGUACAGAUAGCAGUGUUGAGAGAGAGCGAGCGAGCAUUGUAAAAUGGUGAGGCAAGCAGCAGGAGAAAAUAGCAAGAAAAUAAAAAUACAAACCAGCAUUAUUCAAACUUCUUCUAAUCUUUGCAAAAUUUGUCAACUGAUCCAUACAGAACAAAAAGAACAGUCUCUCCAAUCAGCUGUGUCUACUAGUGAAUGAACCCUACACAGGAGACAAGCAUAAUUAUAAUAAUCAAACAAUAAAUUAUUUUAAAUAAAAUGAAGUACAGAGAAAUCACUGAGAAAAAAAAAACAAAUGGAAAAACCUGUUUUUGUAGCAUAAAGAAAGUAUAUAUAUUAAUGCAUAAGUAAUUUAAAUUUGAGUCUAAAAGAAACACAGAGAAAAACAAGUAAAAGAGAAGAAAAGUAGAUCUUCAUUGAUUAUUGAAAAUAAACACGGCGAAAAAGAAUCGAGAGCGCACUUGUUGCGAGAAGAAACUUGUGGGAAAAAGAAAAAGAAACUAGCCGAAAAUUGUAAUUAGCGUAAAACCACAAAAACACACACACAGUACCCAAUUGGAAAAUAUCGUUGUCGCCCUGAAACACAGUAAAAACAAAACAAACAACCCAACACCUGCAUACCCUUCACCAUUUGGUGGAUUAGGUGAAAAGAGUAAUAUUGAAAACAACAAAAGUAAAAAACAACACCCACACAGACACACAUAGUAACUGCUACAAUUUUUAGCUAUUAGAUAUUUUAAUCAGCUAGAAAAAAAAGUAAAUAAAGGAAAAAAUGUUAAGAGA
This is a messenger RNA of Aedes albopictus (Asian tiger mosquito), 5818 nucleotides long. It is a transcript of the gene sgg, whose product is annotated as glycogen synthase kinase-3 beta. Gene Ontology annotation, biological process: negative regulation of canonical Wnt signaling pathway; protein phosphorylation; signal transduction. Lineage: Eukaryota; Metazoa; Arthropoda; Insecta; Diptera; Culicidae. Gene Ontology annotation, molecular function: protein serine/threonine kinase activity; ATP binding. The transcript has 10 exons. Gene Ontology annotation, cellular component: axon; cytoplasm; cytosol. The coding region runs from base 1295 to 3670 and encodes 791 amino acids. The record is from RefSeq and is a predicted model, not a curated record.